Anopheles nili is the source of this 1647-nucleotide messenger RNA. RefSeq names its product 2-acylglycerol O-acyltransferase 2-A-like. Gene Ontology annotation, cellular component: endoplasmic reticulum membrane. Gene Ontology annotation, biological process: triglyceride biosynthetic process. The transcript is spliced from 5 exons. Gene Ontology annotation, molecular function: diacylglycerol O-acyltransferase activity. The record is from RefSeq and is a predicted model, not a curated record. NCBI's taxonomy places the organism in Eukaryota, Metazoa, Arthropoda, Insecta, Diptera, Culicidae. Bases 1 to 1062 code for a protein of 353 amino acids.
AUGGGGAAAAUCGAAUGGGCACCUUUGAACGUGCCUUUGAGAAGGAGACUCGAGACUUUAUCCACCGCCUUGUGGAUGUGGUUGAUCCUUUUCGGUGAACUGGGCAUGCUAAUAUCCUAUUUUCUCCUGCUGAUCUACGGCAAUUUGUUCAUCAAAACCCUGUGUGUCAUUUACGGGUAUUUCAUCUACACCGAUCGCAAAGUCACACUCAACGGAGGUCGUGGCCAAGGAGUAAAAUGGUUCCGCGAUCUGUUUUGGUGGCGGCUCUACCAGAGCUACUUUCCGGCGAAGCUGCACAAAACGGUUGAUCUUGAUCCCAACCGGAACUACAUCUUUGCAGCAUUUCCCCACGGCGUGUUGGGACUGGGAGCGUUCAUCAAUUUCGCCACCAAUGCGACCGGUUUCCACAAAAACUUCCCCAAAAUUCGUUCGCGACCCGUGACCCUCAACUUCCACUUCAUGAUCCCGUUCUUCAGAGAGAUCCUGCUGAGCUGGGGACUCGUGUCGGCCAACCAGAACAGCAUUCUGAGCCUACUAAAGGCAUCAAACAAGUCAGACCACCCGCUCAACGAGGAUGGGUUCACUUCGAACGCCGUCGUGAUCGUCGUCGGUGGAGCGGCCGAAUCCUUGCACUGCCGACCGAACAACUACACGCUGGUUCUGCGCAAACGAAAAGGCUUCUGCAAGCUAGCCCUCAAAGCCGGCACGCCACUCGUACCGGUCAUGACGUUCGGUGAGGUGGACCUAUUCGAUCAGCCACCAAACCCACCCGGUUCGAAGCUGCGCCGGUUCCAGGAGUUCGUCAAAAACACGACCGGAAUCGCACCGGCUGCAUUCGUUGGCCGUGGUUUCUUCCAGUACAGCUACGGAUUGAUCCCACGGCGGAAGCCCCUCAACACCGUCGUUGGUGCUCCGGUAGAGGUGCCCCAGGUGGACAACCCUACCAACGAACAGGUCGAUGAGGUGCACGAGCGAUUCUGCCGGGCUUUGGACGAUUUGUUCGAAACCAACAAACCGCGCUUCAUAGCCGAUCACAAAACUGUGAAACUUGUGCUAGAGUAAACCAAAGUCGCGUGGCAAACGCGACCACCAUCUGCGUACACGACAGGCUGUGUGUAUGGCUAUGGUGCCGGAGAAACACACGCACAAACCUCUCCACUGCUACAAACGUCUUAUGCUGGCUCGUAGAAUUUGUAGUGUGCGAUCAUCCCCCAUCAACGAGCAUUUCGUUGCCAUCGACAUUUGAGGACUGAGACUGCGUGAAUAGGAGAAAACAACGACAAAAAAUACCCUGGUCCCAUAUCCUAAGACCCAACCGCCACCCAUCAUAAUUGUUCAUUUCGACGGAGUGGUCAAAUACUAGCACCUAAGGCAGACGGGUUAGCAUUUAAUGUUAAUAGUAUAGCUGUAUCCUUUUUUGGGGUUUUUGUUUCAUUGGGUGUUUUGUUUUUCUACGGGAGCGUUGGUCUGCCUUUAGAGCAUUAUUUUGCUUGGUAAGAAGGACGAACAGUGCACACAUAUCCACUUCCUAUUUUUUCCCUCCAUUAUAUAUGUUAAUUGUUACUGAAUCGAAGUAUUUGAAACACGUGGUUAAAGCAACAGUGAUUAUCGGACAAGAACAACAACAAAUAACUACUUUCAAAUAAA